UCAAAAGUUUUCUGUCAUAUGUUGGAUUACACGGUUUCGAACAACAUACAAGAAAUGCCAAAGUUAAGAGUGUGUUGUAUUUGUGGUAUUUCUUCAGGUUAUUUUAAGAAGGAUAGAAAUUCCCGUAGUUUUUUUAAUUUUCCAAACCCGAAUAUCAAAAAGUUAGUGCCAUUUGAUAAGGAUCUGUUGGAAAGGAGGCUUGUUGCAUGGAAAGAAGUUGUUGGAACUAACUAUGAUAAUGUCCCUAUUGGACUGACUUGUGUUUGUUCUGACCACUUCCAAUCAGGUAAACCAGCUCGCUUUUCCAAUGUAAACGAUAUUGAUUGGAUACCAUCAAAGAAUUUGGAUCUGUUGGUCAAUAACAAAACAAGAAACACUCAAUAUGCUAACGAACAUUCACACAAUUACAAUGAGGUAUGAACUGUUGGCAACAAUUGAUUACCCAGCAGCACAGUCACAAUAUCCAACGUUAACUUUUCCAUCAGAAUGUAAUGCAGCCCACGGUGUUGUUGGGUUUAUUCCUCAAGAUUGUGAGUGAGUUAUAUGACUGCGAAUGAUCACAGUGCCUUUGGGAAGUGGAAAGGCAAGAGGUUUCUCGGCAAAAGUGUUAUCUACAUAUUGGGGAGAACCUUUUAGAUUUUUGUAUGCCUCAAACUUCUCACCAUUACUGCCAUUCCGUUCAAUAACUAAAUAUAGAACUAAAUAAUGA
This is a messenger RNA of Daphnia magna, 709 nucleotides long. RefSeq lists its product as uncharacterized. Bases 19 to 420 code for a protein of 133 amino acids. The transcript is spliced from 4 exons. NCBI's taxonomy places the organism in Eukaryota, Metazoa, Arthropoda, Branchiopoda, Diplostraca, Daphniidae. The record is from RefSeq and is a predicted model, not a curated record.